Messenger RNA from Tetranychus urticae (two-spotted spider mite), 2739 nucleotides. RefSeq lists its product as uncharacterized. Gene Ontology annotation, biological process: regulation of DNA-templated transcription. Gene Ontology annotation, molecular function: DNA-binding transcription factor activity; sequence-specific DNA binding; zinc ion binding. NCBI's taxonomy places the organism in Eukaryota, Metazoa, Arthropoda, Arachnida, Trombidiformes, Tetranychidae. The record is from RefSeq and is a predicted model, not a curated record.
UCUCUUUCUUUUUUAUACUCUUGCUCCCUUGAGGGAAACAUUAACCCCGUCGUCGUUAGUUUACAAUUCACAAUCAACUAGAUCAUUCCUUUAUUUAUUUAUUCCGUGAACAAAUCAACAACCAAUUGAUAUUUAUUUAUUCUUGCUUCUGUCAAUUGACAUCAGACUUCAGUCUUCCUCUUCUGUGUCUUACAGUUGUUUUGUGUUGCUCAAUCAAAAACAAUAAUCAACAAGUGUCCAUCCACCUAUCUUGCUCUCCUCUCUUUACCUUUACCUCUCAUUGGCGAACAUUUCUUGCCUACUCAACGAUCAACUUAUAAACAGCUUUACUUCGAAAAAUUGAUUGAUGUCAACCAAACUGCUGAAAAUCGAUAAAAUUCAAAAAGUGCUCUUAUUUCAAGCGUCUAAAUUAAUCUGGUUACUUUAUUUUGGACCAACAACAUAGUUGAUUGUAAUCGUUUUAAUACAAAGUCAACUUUGUUGCUUUUAUAAGCAACAAAAAAAGCUUGGUUCAUAAUCAUCGGUCUUAUUUCUUUCUAUACGUUUCUUUCUGUAGCUGUUUCUUUAUCUAUUCAACAUUUAACAUUCGUAAUUAUUUUAUCUUCACGGUGUAUCAGAUGUGGUUACUCAUCAAAGUUCAAUAAUUUAAUCUAUGUACAUAAUAACGUCUCUCGUUCUGAACAAGUUCAAGUUUAUUUUCACUUGACUACACCUUGUAGUAAUAUAAACGACUAUCUUGUUAAUACACACCAUUUAUCUAUUGGACGAUCAUUUUGAUAUACAAAAGCCUCAUUACAGCCUAAGCUUGUGACAAUAUCACCAGUGCAACUUCCAUCUAUUACCAACAACACUAAUUUAAUUUGCUUUGACAGGCUGUGAUUGUUAAAUUAAAAUAAACUUAAAUGCCGACUAUGACAAAUAAAGGACCAGAAAUGGUUAUGAAAAAUUUUAAGACAGAAGAAGAUGAUCGUUGUCGAUCAUUAGUUUGUGAUCCCAGUGGAAUAAUUGUUGCCGAAAUGGUUUAUCGAUGUAUGAUUUGCUUUUACAUAACCGAUACAAUGGUUGAGGCUAAACAGCAUUAUACAUCAAAACAUAUGGAUGACGAUGAUGACAAAGAUAUUGAUAGGAAUAGAGAAUCAUUCCUGGAAUCAACGGACAACAAUAACAACAAUAAUGUAACAAGUGGCCUAAACUAUAUUAACCACAAUCACAUUCUCAACAAUAACCAUAGCAAUGGCAACAGCAGCAACAAUAUCAACAGACACAAUCAUCUAAAUUCGCUGAUGCCACAGUUGAAUGGGCCUUAUUAUAAAAACUAUUCUGGAGAUGAAGGCCUUUCACCAGACGAUGGGGACAACUACGAUCCUUAUUCACCAUUGGUAACAAUGACAGAAGAUGUUUUUUCUGUAGAUUUGCGAAGACAACAUCUGAUUGAAGAGUUUCGACCAAUUCGAGCUAAACCAGGAACUAAAGGAUCAGGUGCUAUAAAUGGAGCCCAAGCAUUAACAGCUGAAGCGCUAGCAGAUCUCAAUUUAGGAUCAGCAUCAACAGGACCUUCACCUGAGGGAUCAGCAGGAUCCAGUAGUGGAGAAAUUCCAACACUUUCAAUUGCUUACAACACAAAUGGAGAUGGUUCUUUAGAUUUAUCUACAUCUCUCCUUAAUAAAAAUGGUACAGGUCGUGCUAAAAACGAAAAGCCAGCGGCCAAAGUAAAGAUUACUCCUGGUAAAAAAGUUUGGUCCUGCGGUAAAUGUGCAACCUGUAUGGCCGAAGAUUGUGGUAAAUGCAUUUAUUGUCUGGAUAGACCUAAAUUCGGGGGACCAUUCAUCAAGAAGCAAAGGUGUAUUAAGCGUCGUUGUUUAAAUAAAGUAAAAAAUAAGGCUGCAAAUGGUAACGCUGCCUAAAAGCAAACCAAUUUUUCUCUUAGAGUCAAGAAAUUUUUUUGCUGAUACAAUGAUGUUGUGUAAAUAUUACAUUAUCAUCAAUAUUUAUAUAACUUUAUCUCAGGCCUUAAUAUUUUUGGACUUGAUGCAAUGGAGAUUAAUUCUCUAAAACUUAAAUAUAUUUUUUUAUAUAUACAUAUAUUUGCUAACUGUUUGCUAUAAAUCUAACUACGCCUUACUAGCAAUGCAGCUAUAGAAACCGUGUCUUAAUAUCAACUUGUGUGAAAGUAUAUUUAAAGACAUAUUUUGUAAUAUUGGUUACAGCCACUUUGUACUAUAAAAUCAAAUGAUUUGAUCAAUCCACCGACCCAACUUGUCAUGUAAUAUUUGUCCGCCUUACCUGUUUAGGGUAUAUCUUUCCCAGAAAGAUAUAUUGAAUUAUUCAGAUAAAGCUAUGAUUCAUUAACCUGAUAUAUUGGAUUAUAAUAUCAUGAUUUAUAUAAUAUUUUAAAUUUAUUAUCAUUUUGACUUAGAACGAACCCAUUUGAACCUUGUAAAUAACCUUCAAACCAAUAAUCUUUUGACACUCCAACAGAAGCAAGUGACGAAGCAAUCCACCUAAUCGCAUCGACAUUCAACUUGAAAAUUCAUCAUCAUCAUCAUCAUUUUAUGAUCUUUAUAAAUAUUUUGUUCAUUCACCACCCUUUUGUAACUUUUUGAUAAUUAUUAUCACCAAUGCAAUCAUUUUUUUGUCUUUAUUUAAGUUUUUAUGUAUCUUUUACUGUAAAACAUUAUUUCCAUGCAUUUUAUUCCCUGUAUUUUACAUUCUUAUCCAAAUAAACUGUAUCCACUAAAA